GAAGAAGAGAAACGCCACGCCACGAGGACCAGCUAAGGUGCGAGAAGAAGAAGAAAGGAAUGCAUCGUUUCUCGUGAGGCCUGCACGGGCGAGCACGGACUACGCGAACGCCUGUGUGCCGCCGCAGCAGCUGCCUGCCGAACGAGCCAAGAGCGUACAGGGCGUCAGUCGAGUGCGAUGUGCGACAAGGCCGAGCAGGACCCGGAAGCGACUGUACUGACCAGCAACCCGGCCUCAGAGACCGACGAGCGGCAGAGCUCCUAUCCGGAGCCUGUGGACACCCUAGGCUCGUCACCAGUGGCGUCAGAGAGAACGAACAGUCCAAACACAGGGAGCAGUUGCAACAGCGCAAGUUCUUCCAAUCCAAGCGCAGUAAGCGAGAAACCGCAGUUUUACAUCGAGGUGGACGCCAGUUCUAUGGUCAACUUGAAAGCCGGAACCCAGUACACAUUGGUACCUUUGGAUUCGGAUCAGGCGACGGCGGCUGCCAUACCAACCUCUGGCUCCAUUGCUCAGACGCUUGCUUGGGGCCGUACGCUAGACGGACGAUUGCCUGGUGAAGAGCCAACCGGAAACCCUAGAGUCGUCUCGAAGGAGGAGCUGACCAGUGACGCAUUCGGCCUGGACCAGGGCAUGAUGAGCUCUUUCGAUGGGCCUACAGUGGCGGCUGGCAAGACCGAGGAGCCAGACACCACGCUCGACGCGGAGUUCGAGGGCUCCGAAGACAAGAUGACGUACACCCCCCUCAUGACCGUCUCUCAACAACAGCAACAGCAGCAGCAGCAGCAACCACAGACGCAUGACGCAACCGCUGCAGCAGCUGCUGCCGCACAGAUGUGCUCGAUGAAGAAAACGGUAGUUAAGACGGUGGCAACGCGUUCUCCGUGUGUGCGUGCUUGCGCGCAGCAACACGUCACCAGCGGCUACGACGCUGCGGCGCUGCGCUACCGACACCCGACGUCGCCCGUGUACGUGGCACCGCCGCAGCACACGCUCCAGCACCAGACGGCGACGCCCUUCCUGGUGCACCCGAGGGCCAGCUGGGCCCCUUUCACGGGCACCUCGACUCCACAGUGCUGCUGGCGUACUGAUUGUGGAUACCCCGGAGGAGCCAACAUCAGCAGCCCGUGCGAAGCCCUACAGACUCGGGCUUACCUCCCCAUGACGUCAGCCGGUCACUCCGGUACAGCGGCCGGUGCGGCAGCCGGUCUCGCCGGCGGUGCCAGCAGCAGCAGUGCUACAGCGACGGCCGCCGACAGCGGCCUGCACGCCACACUGGGAGCGGACGAGGUGACCUCGGCCGCCGACUUCAGCCGUGGUGCGGCCGGAGAUGCCGCGGGCGGCGACAUCAUGGGUGGCGUGACCACUCGCGUGGCCAACAUGGGACAGAUCCAGCACAUGGUCGGCCCGCUGGACAACGUACCGUACUACAUGCCUUUCAACGGCCGCGAGAACCACAACGAAAAGGAGCGGAAAAGGAGGACUCGCAUCAAGAAUGCCUGCCAGACCCUGCGGUCGCUUGUGCCCGGCUUGAGUGAGAAGACGGACAAGGCCACAGUGUUCGAAUUCACGGUGCAGUACCUGCUGCACCUACGCAGGCACCUGGGAACCAAGCAUGACAAGUCAAUUUCCCAGGAGUUCAUGGAGAAGUACUCACCCUAUUAGGAAAGCCGAGGUUUCGCGCUUGAUACAAGGGCAAGCAGUCCAAGCUAUGAGCCUGAUGUACAGGAGCGUGAAGCGCAUCUCGAUGCAUCCGUAACACCUUCAACGACUUGCUCACCCGGCGUGAAUGCGCAAAGAAGCUCCCGCGUUUGUGCCUUCGGACUGCAGGCUCAAGGUCAACGGUGGUUCGACUGUUACGCUGCUCAACUUGUGCAGAAGUUGUGACUUUUUUAAGUUUUCUUUUAAGCCCUGUGCUAUUCCGUGUCCACGUUUUUUUUUUUUUUUUUUUUUUCUUCGGGGAUGCAGGGUAAAGCGUGAUGAUCACAAGGCUCAGUGUUGUACCGACAGUAAAAAGUUUAUCCAUG
Dermacentor albipictus is the source of this 2027-nucleotide messenger RNA. RefSeq lists its product as uncharacterized. Gene Ontology annotation, cellular component: nucleus. Lineage: Eukaryota; Metazoa; Arthropoda; Arachnida; Ixodida; Ixodidae. Gene Ontology annotation, molecular function: RNA polymerase II cis-regulatory region sequence-specific DNA binding; DNA-binding transcription factor activity, RNA polymerase II-specific; protein dimerization activity. The record is from RefSeq and is a predicted model, not a curated record. Gene Ontology annotation, biological process: spermatogenesis; regulation of DNA-templated transcription.